UUCUUCUUUCUUAUAAUAAACUUUCUCACUUAUAUUAGUGUUAUUUGCUUCCUACGGGUAUUAAAUUCUAUUCUUAUUUAAAUUUUUCGAUACUAUAAAUUAUAAGGUAUUUCAUAAUAAUUAUCGUUUAAUUAAAUUUGAAAAAGAGGUAACGGCUCUCUUCCCCCUUUAGGAUUUGUUGGCAGAAUGAGUCCUUUUUCUUCUUUAAAAAAAGAAAAAUCGGUGGUGGUUGCCAUAUAACAAAAUAAAAAGGAAAGAAAUAAAAUCGAGGGUUGGCUCUAUAAAUUAUAGAUUUGGGAGUGGAAUAACACGAUGGCGUCGAUGGAGAUUUAUCAGAGAAUCGUGAGAGAAACCAAACGCAGAAGAAAAGUAAGAAGAGAGUGGAAGAUUGAGAUCCCCAAUGAUGUCAUGGAAGAAAUCGUGAAGAGGCUUCCGGUGAGAUCGAUUAUGAGGUUCCAAGCUGUUUCAAAGCAUUGGGAAUCCAUGAUUAAGACCAGAGAUUUUGGGGCAAGACACAUGGCUCAUCAGAGAAGCAAAGAUCCUAAACUCAUGCUUGUCUCGUAUGGUCUCUCUCAUAUCCGUUUUGAGCAAAGGGACUUGGAGACGACUUCUCUUGAAGAGAGCCUCCGUUUGAAAACUGAAAAGAUUGAGGGUGCUGCUAUGGCGAUCUCCGAAUGCUGCGAUGGCCUUGUCUGCUACUACAGAUUGACUCAAGCAGUGGAAGUGGUAAACCCGGCCACAGAAACGUCCUUGGUCUCACUCCCCUUAGCGAAAUUUCAGCAGCUCCAUAAAGACCAUCCAGACCGGGAUAUGGAGCAGGAGAUAGAGGCGAUUACAGAUGAAGAUGAUGGUCCUGAUCUAGUUCCAUUCAUAUCAUUUACUAGGUUUGGAUUUGGGAAAGACAGCCUCACAGGACGAUAUAAAAUAGUGUGGCUCUAUAAUAUAUAUCCUGCCACCUUGAACAAGAAGAAGAAGACCAGAUGCGAGGUUUUCGAUUUAGAGGAAUGGAGGUGGAGAUUCGUGACUACCAGACCUCUGGAUCAUCACCAAAUCUUGUCUGAUCAGAGGCCAUCGUUUGCAAACGGAUCCUUAUACUGGCUCACGGGAGAUGAACAAGGAUACCCAUCAACACAAACCAAGCUCAUAGUUUUCGAUAUUCAUACAGAGAUGUUUCAAGUCACCUCAACACCACCUUUUAUUUCCCCUGACGCCUCUGGUGACAAAAUUGGUCUAUGCAAUCUUGACGGUCGUCUGUGCAUUUCUGAGCUCAAGGGAGAUUGUACGCAAGAGUUUUGGUGGAGGGUUGAAGAAUGCGACAAGUGGGAGCGAAUCUUCUCAGUUAACUUGAUUUCUACUUCCUCUUGGUUUGGUGGUAUCGCUUCACAGCCUCUCACACCUUUGGCCAUUUCCAGGGAUAACAACAAGGUCGUCCUCUCGCUUACCUAUCACGAAAACCUUGUUGACUUUGAUCUUGAUCCUGACUCUACUGUUUAUCAUUUGUAUUAUUAUGGUUACUAUGGCUUCGCUGUUCCUUAUUUUCCAAGUUUAUCACUUGUUGAUUUCUAGCUCUCUCUUUUUUUUUUCUGAUACUAUGUAUCUUCAGUAACAUUAAAAAUGUGUUUUGUAUAUUCAAUUUACAGUUCUGUUCUUUUCACUGAUUUUUGAUUGGUUGGACACUUGACUCCCAAGCUUUACAGCUCUCACACUACAACAACUCCCAGAGCAAUGAUAAAACAAAACUCACACCCUAACCAACUCUUCUGAUUCCCUGAUUUGUGACGGACGCAAGGUAGAAACUGGAGGCGGUUGUAGGAGAGAGCCCUAGCGGAUUUGGAUUCGUUGCGAAGAAUCUAAAAUUUCUAGUUUAGAAGAAGGUGAUUAUCCAUUACGCUAAGAUAAGGCGUGCAUCUUUUUUUUUUU
Molecule: messenger RNA, 1920 nt
Organism: Brassica napus (rape)
Lineage: Eukaryota; Viridiplantae; Streptophyta; Magnoliopsida; Brassicales; Brassicaceae
Product: putative F-box protein At2g02030
Exons: 1
Coding region: 313-1566 (417 amino acids)
Molecular function (GO): protein binding
Source: RefSeq, a predicted model, not a curated record